This is a messenger RNA of Colias croceus (clouded yellow), 1019 nucleotides long. RefSeq lists its product as uncharacterized. The record is from RefSeq and is a predicted model, not a curated record. NCBI's taxonomy places the organism in Eukaryota, Metazoa, Arthropoda, Insecta, Lepidoptera, Pieridae. The coding region runs from base 46 to 516 and encodes 156 amino acids. The transcript has 4 exons.
AGCCGAGCUGAACGGAUACACACCGGGCCAAAUUAGAACAUUGAAAUGUCGGUUUUGAGGAACUCGAUCGUUUAUUUUCUAUUAUUCACAAUAGCUGUGAAUGGAAAACACAAAAAGGCAAAGCCGAAAAAGUUUGUGUCUCCGACUGCUAAAGGCAUCCAGUGUUACAAUUGCCUUUCCUUCGACCACCCCGGUUGUUGGGAUCCCGACCAUCCCGACUACGCAAAUAUUACUGUACCAAACAUAGAUUGCUACAUCCCAGGAAUGGCUUUCCUGUGUAUUGUCAUCACGUCGGAGUCAGCUAAAUUAGUCGAGACUGGUCAAGAAAUCGGGCCGGUUCGAGCGCGUACUUGCGUCCCCGCCAAGGACUUCUCAAAGAAAUCCGUGUCCUACUCCAUGUGCAGUAAGCUAAGCAAGGAACUGUCCGCCUCAGAGAUAUUCUCACGCAUUGCAGUCAGCAGACCUCAAUGCUCCUUGUGCAAGAAACACCUCUGCACCGACUCAUCGCACUGUUAAUUCUACCUCAUUUAAUUCACGAAAUUAACGCCCCACCCUAAGAUAUCUAGCAAAUUAUCUGUUAACGCCGCAACCAAUUGUAUACUUCUAGUGAUUCAUUAAAAAUAAUAUCCAAAACAUUGGCUAUAUUAAUUUCGAACUGUUUGAAUAUUCAAACACACAAAUUUUAACAACAGUAAGUUGUUGAUGUUUGUCAUUACGAGAUGGUAAGAUGCAUUCUCGGAAUCAUGACAAAACGCUAAGUUUAGGUAUAUAAGGACAUGUUUGUAUUUCAGGCCGCUUGGAAAUUUUGUUAUCGCGAUAGUUUUGUAACACGUUAUAGUUUGCGCUUGCAUCAUUGCCUUGUUUAAUAAACUUCGAAGUAAAUUUUCACACGAAGUGCAAAAAGUCGAACUUGUUGUUUUGAAACCGGAGUCUUGUUGAGUGCGCUUUCUCGCGUGAACCGUUUUUGGUUUGUUUUUAUAUUUCGGUUUAUUAUUUCGUUAAUAAACGUUGAUGUCAGA